Drosophila ananassae is the source of this 1102-nucleotide messenger RNA. RefSeq names its product low-density lipoprotein receptor-related protein 2. The transcript is spliced from 4 exons. The record is from RefSeq and is a predicted model, not a curated record. NCBI's taxonomy places the organism in Eukaryota, Metazoa, Arthropoda, Insecta, Diptera, Drosophilidae. The coding region runs from base 30 to 1007 and encodes 325 amino acids.
UAGUGUGUUCAGGUGAAAUUGAUUAGGUUAUGGUGGGUAAAAAAAAUAUUAGCAAACCACUGGGCCAGUUAGUUUACCAAAGGUGGUCGUGCCAAGCAGUCGGAAAAUUCAAUUUCACAAAAAUAUUAUAUUUAAAAAAGGCAAUAACCAUGAGGGGUUAUAAUUUUGUAGCCGUUGUGAUAACAGCUGUCGUUUUAAGCCAACUGAACGGCGCGUUAGCCCUACAUUGCUACAGUUGCACAUCGGAUAACACCACUUGCCUGACAGAUCCAACCAAAGUUGAUUCUGUAGACUGCGGAAAUUUGGAAUGCGCUAUAGCUACUACUAGUGUUGGUGCUAUAACACGUGGAUGCAACAAUGGCACAACAGAAAGUCCCUGUACAAGUCCAAGCUGCAUUGGAUGCAACACAGACAAUUGCAACAAUAACUUAGUUUGCUACAAUUGCACCGGAGAAGCAUGCAACACAGUGACGGACGCCAUGCUCCUGGGUUGUCCUUUGAAUGAUAAGUGCUUCAGUUUUGGAACGAGUGCCACCACCAUGACCCGGGGUUGCACCUCAAAUACCACCAUUGCCGAUUGUAGCGUAAGUACCAAGGAGGGAUGCCAGGUCUGUGAUACCGGAUUGUGCAAUAGUAAACCGUACGAGGCACCGACCACUGAAGCCCCCACCACAGCUUUCGAGUGCUACUCGUGCAACUCCGCUCUGGAUAGUGCCUGUUAUGAUGGGAAGGACACCUCUAAGUACACAAAGGUUGAAUGCACAAAUGGAACCUGUUUCAGUGGAUACUGGAAUCGCCAAUUUGUGCGUGACUGCUUCGGCUCUGCCAGCGCUUUGAUGCAAUAUCAGUGCAACCAGAAUGUGACAUUAGAUGGACAUCAGUGUCAAAAGUGCGAUUCUCCCACAUUGUGCAACACAUUCGCAUACAAUGGUGUAUCCUCGCUAAGUCAUGUGGGCGCGGUCGGUGUCCUGAUUGUGGCAUUUAUUACUCUUCGGAAUUCCUUGUAAUCCCCCAGCCAAAUGAUACAAAUUUUUUAAAUAUAAUCGGCGCUAACUAGUCUCAUCGAUAAUCACCAAAUAAAAACACAACUCUUUAAUAAUAA